AAUUCAUCUGAGUUUUUCUAAUUGUUGUCUCUUGAUGAUAUUGUUUCCAUUUCGAUAAUUAUUAGCUAAUUCUGUUUUAAUCUUCACUUAUGGAAGGUUUUAUUCGGGUUUCGCCCAAAGAAUUGAAUUUAUCUCUUACUCUAGUUUGUGGUCAAUGUUUCAGAUGGAAAAGAAGAUCAAAAAAAGACAAUGUUUGGUUUGGAAUUAUUUUCAAUCAUGUUUUUGAAUUAACUCAGAAUAUUAAUUCUUUGAAAGUAAAUCAUGGUGAUGACGGUGAUUCAGUUGACAGUUCAAUCCAUUGGAAACUGUUAAAUUCUUCAAACAAUAAGACUGGAAAAGCAGCGAAACGUAAAAAAUUAUCUCAAGAUGACAUAUCCAAUCUGUUGAGUGAUUAUUUUCAAUUACAAGUUCCAUUGGUUGAUUAUUAUGAUAAAUGGUCAAAAAUUGAUUCAAAUUUUAAUUCCAAAGGAUGUCAACUACCUGGUAUACGAAUACUUCGUCAAGAUCCGAUUGAAAAUCUAUUCAGUUUCAUCUGUUCAUCUAAUAACAACAUUCCGAGAAUCUCAAUGAUGGUUGAUUCCUUGUGUUCCACUUAUGGGCAACAAUUAUUUGAUGAUCAUGAAUUUGGAACAAUUUAUAAUUUUCCAUCAAUCAGUAGACUUUGUGAAGAUGGUGUAGAAAGUAAAUUACGAUCAUUAAGCUUUGGCUAUCGAGCCAAAUUCAUCCAUCAAGCAGCCAAAACAAUAAUGUCUAACGAUGCGAAAAAUCCUGAGAAAUGGUUAUUCAAUUUGAGAAAUGAAUGUUAUGAAAAAGCUCAUAGUCAAUUGAUGUCUCUUCCUGGUGUUGGUGCCAAAGUUGCUGAUUGUGUUUGUUUAAUGUCUUUGGAUAAACAUGAUGCAAUUCCUGUUGAUACUCAUGUUUGGAAAAUUGCUCUAAAUGAUUAUCUACCUCACCUAAAGAAAAACAAAACAAUGACUGAUAAAUCGUAUAAAGAGAUUGGAAAUUUUUUCCGUUCACAUUUUGGACCUUAUGCUGGUUGGGCUCAUUCAGUUCUAUUCACAGCUGAUCUUGCAAAAUUCAAGAAAUUAUUGGAAUAACAAUUAACUUAAUCAUCUCUCAUCCAUCAAUUUUUUUAAAUCACAACAAGAAAACAACAUCGUUCUUGCUUACCAUUAGUAAUAGUCUUUAAAUCAACUUCCAAAUGAUCAAACUCUUAAUUUCUUUCAAUCAAUGUGUAAUAUAUUCUCCUUUAAUUGUUAUUGUAUUUUCAUUUUGUAAAUAAAAUAAAUUCACAAUCAAAAGUGUUGAUUUAAUUCUCGA
Molecule: messenger RNA, 1320 nt
Organism: Panonychus citri (citrus red mite)
Lineage: Eukaryota; Metazoa; Arthropoda; Arachnida; Trombidiformes; Tetranychidae
Gene: Ogg1
Product: N-glycosylase/DNA lyase-like
Exons: 3
Coding region: 90-1097 (335 amino acids)
Biological process (GO): base-excision repair, AP site formation; base-excision repair; nucleotide-excision repair
Cellular component (GO): nucleus
Molecular function (GO): 8-oxo-7,8-dihydroguanine DNA N-glycosylase activity; damaged DNA binding
Source: RefSeq, a predicted model, not a curated record